Messenger RNA from Trypanosoma grayi, 332 nucleotides. RefSeq lists its product as hypothetical. The record is from RefSeq and is a predicted model, not a curated record. The annotation marks the transcript as partial. The transcript has a single exon. Gene Ontology annotation, molecular function: microtubule binding. NCBI's taxonomy places the organism in Eukaryota, Euglenozoa, Kinetoplastea, Trypanosomatida, Trypanosomatidae.
CAAGACGGCUGGCCGCCACACACGGCGGGUGCGCGUCGCCGGGUCCGCGGCGCUCCGGCCCCUCCGGCCCCUCCCGUCUCUUCCAACCCGCUUCAGCAGUAACACCCGUCGUCUCUAGUCGCCGGUCACGCUCAAUGAGCCAAGGCGGGGGCAGCGAGGAUGCCGCGGCGUUGCUGACGCUCACGGCGGUUCGGAACGAACGACAGUUCUACUACGACAAGCUGCGCCACAUCGAGACACUCGUGGCGCCGCUCACGGAUAACACGAACGCAACCAGUGAGGCGAAGAGCCUGGCGUGUAAGGUUUUAGAGAUACUAUACGCAGCGGAUUAG